AUGAGCACCCUCGCCAAUCUGGCGCCACGUCGUCGUGGAAAGGGUAACAAGAAGGAAGAGAAAAAGGAAACUCAAGCUCCAGUUACUCCUUCGCUGCCUGCGAACCGAAGCGGUCCCGCCCAUACCUUCAGCUACCCUGAUCCAGGCGGCAGCAUGGAUCAAAAUGUCGACCGCUUGGCCAACGACUUGCUGGAGAGCACCAUAUAUCAUCAUCCAAACGGUUUGCGCAGUCAUCCAUCCGUUCUUCUCUGUGGAACUGAACCGAUGGGUAUCGCACCUAUGAUCUCUCCUUAUGUGCAACCCACGGCGCCCUCGACGUACCGAAUUGUCAACCUUCCAUCGGAGGAUUUUUCCGUUCAUUGCCAGUCUGACAUCCAAGUUGCGGGAAUCGACGAGGUUGCUCCGGCUAUCCCUGCAAAGUCCUCACGACGCCAAUGUGGUACGCAGGAGAAGAACGUCGAUGGCUUCGUCGACCCCGAGAAUCGUCCUGCGAUUCUCAACUUCCCGCAUUCCAAGACCACGAUGCUUGACCCCGGCAAUAGACAUCCUCUGUUCCUGCCUUCCUCUACAACGGUCCCACUCUCAUACGGCGGAUGCGAUGACGGGGAUGAUUUCUCACGGACUGCUGUCGCCGAGGCUCUUGCUGCCCGGGCCGCCGUCGAAGAGGCUGCUCGCAUUCAGGCUAUCAGCGGCCAGGUUUCUACCGAAGAGGAUAUUGACGCCGAGGAUAUUCCCGUCCAGAACGUUCUCGCCCAAGCUCUGGGUCCAGAGAAUGAUCCUAGAUCAGGCUUGAUCGACCCCGACUUGGUCGAUAUGAAGACCGAUGCAAUGCUGGCUGCGACUCAAAUCCUGAAGCCUCCCGGUUCGGAGAAACCCAAACUUCCUCCAUCAAAGACUUCCUUAUUUCGUCGCCACAAGGUUGUCUCCAAGGUUCGCCACGUAUUCGAAUCCAUCCUGCCUAAGCCUGCAACGCCAGAAUCGAAGAUCAGGGGUAAGAUCUCGGCGCCCAUUGGUUUGACCACGUGCGAUCUGCCCAACCCUGCGGCGCACUAUCACCUCGAGGAAAUCGAAGUCGAAGAGACAUCUAUCGUCAGCUCUAUCGAGCUUCGUCUCAACGAAUGCAACAACCUGCACAGCCACAAGGUUCAGAGCAUCGUCGGAGAUCGCAUCGUUCGCAAGGCCGUGGCUGAUGACGAAAGCUCGGUUUGCGGCAGCGAUUCACCGGAAGAUCCCUUCUCGGGAGAGUUUGAAGUCGCAAAUCGGCCUCCAACUCCUUUUGAGCAUCGCCUCAAGAGUAGCCUUGACUCUACUGGUGUCCCUCCGGUUCCGUUCCUGAACCCUUUCGAUAAUGAGAAGGACUUCGAUGCCGACCUCGAAGGAAUCUUGUCUGAGAAGCCCGUCUGUGCUUCAACCCCGCGUCGACCCGACCGGAAGGCAGCCUCCGGGGAAAGCCCCUCUAAGCGGUAUGUAAAGGCUGACGACCGUCAUCUUGCCUUGAACAACGAUACUGAGGGAGGCCCUAGUGCUCCCGGCCCUACCCCGAAAAAGUUGAGGCUGUCGGGCGGCUGGAGACUCUUCCGUGAUCAGCCUGAGCCUAGCACCAAGAAACACCCGUCGCCCAGCAAGCAGGACCUGGAAGUCCUCGAAGAUCGACUCCGCGAUAUGGUCAUUGAUAAAAUGGAGCAGGAGCCUGAACAGCGGCCAGAACUGGAGGCCAAGUGGGAAGGCGUCCUCGCACCGGCUGCCCUGGGCCGCAAGGAUGUGAACGCUGCGUUGAUGUCGAGCGAGGGCAAGCAGCCUGUCGCAAAGCCUACUGUCGUUAUCGGCGAGGCUAGCGCAGUCUCACUACGUCGAUACAAUCGCGAAGAGUUCACCCGUAUCACGACGGCUGGUUCCCGAAUCCCUCGUCCCUCUCCUCGGUAUACCUCGUACACUCGUCCUUCGAACUUCGAUGCGCUGGAUAUUGACGAGUUGCAGUAG
Colletotrichum fioriniae is the source of this 1980-nucleotide messenger RNA. RefSeq lists its product as uncharacterized. The record is from RefSeq and is a predicted model, not a curated record. NCBI's taxonomy places the organism in Eukaryota, Fungi, Ascomycota, Sordariomycetes, Glomerellales, Glomerellaceae.